Molecule: messenger RNA, 537 nt
Organism: Closterium sp. NIES-67
Lineage: Eukaryota; Viridiplantae; Streptophyta; Zygnematophyceae; Desmidiales; Closteriaceae
Source: the annotation of a GenBank genome assembly
GUGAUAGCCCAUCGCUUGAGCACUGUGCAGGCUGCAGAUCAAAUAGUAGUGAUGGCGGCCGGCAAACUGGUGGAGAGAGGUACCCAUGCCGAGCUGGUGGCACAGGGGGGUGCAUAUGCCACGCUAGUCAAUGCGCAGCACUUGACGUUCGAAUAGCUUGAUUCAAUAAAGUGAUUGAGAAAGCUUGCUUUCUUGUCCUUUGCAAUAGGCAUCGUUCUCAUUUCAAGUGGGCAUCGUUCUCAUUUCAAGUGGCAUGGUACAAUAGUCGCUUACUAGCUUAUAAGAAUCUAAACAUGCACACAUCAUGAUCCUAGUUGUGCGCCCCGUUCAAGUGACCGGCUGUCAAUUGGAGAUGGGCGAUUGUCUAGAGGGGGGGGUGGGUGGGAAAGUUGAUUGAGCCGUUUGAAAAAUGAGAGACGUGGGUGGAGGUAAAUGAGCUCCAACCCACGUAUAUGUAGUUGGAGAGGGGCGAGUAGCGCGCUUCGACGAUGCCCAAUGCUUCAGUACAAUCAGCUUCGCUUUCACAAUACACAAUUU